AUGUCAUCUGAUUACCGCUGUCCCUUCGACGAUUUGUUGAUUUUGGAUUUCGAAGCGACGUGUGAGAAGGAUAACUAUGACUACCCUCCGGAAAUCAUUCAGUUCAGCGUCGCUGUGCUGAAUACAAGAGAAAAAAUUAUCAGAGAGGAUGUGUCAUUCAACAAGUACGUGAGACCGGUUAUCAAUCCACAACUCACUGAUUUUUGCGCUGAACUCACAGGUAUCAAUCAAGAUACCAUCGACAAGGCGGACACAUUCCCAGAGGUCUACGACCAGUUCACUGCAUGGCUCAAUAAGCACAACAUCCAAGAGAAGCGUUUUGCUUUCGUUUGCGAUAGUCGCCAGGACAUGUGGCGGUUCGCCCAAUAUCAAUUCCUACUGAACAAACAGCCACUUCCAACUAUUUUUCGUCAAUGGGUGAAUCUUGGCCAUCUCUAUGAACAAGACUUUCGUAAGGCACAACAACAGGACAUUUGGGGCCCGAGUUUCAUCGAAAAGAUGUCUGGUUUCUACAACAUCCCUUUCAAUGGACACAAUCACAACGCCAUGGACGAGUGCGCUUUCCUAGCUAAAGUCACCAAGCGUGUUCUCGACGAUGGAAAUUUGGUUAAUAUCAACGAGUCGUUGAAGUGCAUCUCUGGCCCGCGCAAUGUGCCAUUCAACAUCGAUCCAAAAUGGAAGGCCAGUUUUGUUUCGUCGUGUAAAGUCUUCGAAGCCAUGCUCCCACUUGUUGCGACCCGUACCAAGAGAUACUAUAUCGUGGAUAACUACGGAAAGUGCCUCUACUGCUUCAACGCCGAUUGCACCGGAACGGACCACAAGCAGUAUCCAGGAUAUUUGUACGAGCAGCUCAAGGAGCCCAGCGUCUUCGCCAUCACUGCAGGACUUAUGAAAGAGUAG
This is a messenger RNA of Caenorhabditis briggsae, 900 nucleotides long. The record is from RefSeq and is a predicted model, not a curated record. The transcript is spliced from 5 exons. NCBI's taxonomy places the organism in Eukaryota, Metazoa, Nematoda, Chromadorea, Rhabditida, Rhabditidae. The coding region runs from base 1 to 900 and encodes 299 amino acids. Gene Ontology annotation, cellular component: cytoplasm. Gene Ontology annotation, molecular function: nucleic acid binding; 3'-5'-RNA exonuclease activity. Gene Ontology annotation, biological process: exonucleolytic trimming to generate mature 3'-end of 5.8S rRNA from tricistronic rRNA transcript (SSU-rRNA, 5.8S rRNA, LSU-rRNA).